GCGGCAGCCAAUGUUGAACGCACCUACUGCUCGUUUCAUACUAGCGUGACAGACGAAGCUUCGACGGUGAUCACUUGUUUUUUGGCCAUUCGAAGCCACGCUCAACACGUAUAGGUAGGUACCCAUUGCUUCGAAAGGUCGAUACCUCUUCGUGACCACGGUUUCGAGCGUAGGUACAGCAUCCUAUUCAGUACAUGACAGUCAAGUGUGUGAAAAUAUAAAAUGGACAAGCAAAUCAGAGUGCCUGCCAUGUCCAAAAUGGAGGAUGCAAGGAAUGUUAAGGACGAAGAUAAACUUUACAAGUUUGAAGGAAUCCUCUACUCUUCCAUCAUGAGUCCCCCAGACAAUCUCGAAGCGUUGAAGAACAUGGAGGCCAGACCAGAGGACUCUCUGUUGGUAGCUUAUCCUAAAUGUGGGUUCAAUUGGAUGAUUAUUGUGAUCUUCAAAAUCAUGGCUGCAACUACUGGGCCAAAAGAAAUGCCUGCUGUGCCGCAGAUGCUUGAAUUCUUUUCACCUGAAAUACAACAGAUGGUUAAAGAGAAGCCCUCCCCUCGGUUAUUGGGCACACACAUGCACCCAGAUAAUAUACCCAAAUCUUUUACAGAAAAGAAAACAAAGAUGCUGGUUGUGUUUCGAAACCCAAAAGAUACGGUUGUGUCCUACUACCACUUCAUGAACAACAACCCUGUUCUGCCAAAUGCCAAAUCCUGGGACGCCUUUUUCACAGACUUCAUGAAAGGAGAAGUGGCUUGGGGCUCUUACUUUGACCAUGCCCUGGCUUGGGAGAAACGCAUGGAUGAUCCAAAUGUGAUGAUUUUGACUUACGAGCAACUGAAGGAGAAUCUUGUGGAAGGGAUACAGAUGGUAUCAAAGUUCUUUGGCUUUCCUUUGACCGAUGAGCAAGUCCAGACCAUUGCAAGCGAGAGCACCUUUACAGCCAUGAAGGAGAGCUCCAAGAACACUCAUGGUGGACAUGGCAGCGUGUUUUUCCGCAAAGGUGAAGUUGAAGACUGGAAAAACCAUUUCAGUGAGGCCCAAAGCAAGCAGAUGGAUGAUGAGUUUCAGAGGCACUUGGCUGGUACUAAACUGGGGGACAAAUUAAAAUAUGAUGUUUACUGCAAGUAAAUUAUCCUGGGAACUCCAUAACCCACUUAGCAUAGUAAUAUAUUUUUUUACAGUUGUGUCAAUUGUUAUUCAUGUCAUUGUUAGAUUUUUUGAUUAUAUAGAAUGCAUGUUCAAGUCCAAGUCUUUUAUUUGUCAGAUGCACAGAAC
This is a messenger RNA of Hypomesus transpacificus, 1272 nucleotides long. Its product is annotated as sulfotransferase 6B1-like. Gene Ontology annotation, cellular component: cytoplasm. The coding region runs from base 223 to 1125 and encodes 300 amino acids. NCBI's taxonomy places the organism in Eukaryota, Metazoa, Chordata, Actinopteri, Osmeriformes, Osmeridae. Gene Ontology annotation, biological process: sulfation. Gene Ontology annotation, molecular function: sulfotransferase activity. The record is from RefSeq and is a predicted model, not a curated record. The transcript is spliced from 7 exons.